Messenger RNA from Vitis vinifera (wine grape), 1341 nucleotides. RefSeq names its product probable aldo-keto reductase 1. The record is from RefSeq and is a predicted model, not a curated record. The transcript has 7 exons. Bases 302 to 1333 code for a protein of 343 amino acids. Gene Ontology annotation, cellular component: cytoplasm. NCBI's taxonomy places the organism in Eukaryota, Viridiplantae, Streptophyta, Magnoliopsida, Vitales, Vitaceae.
UUGAAAGAAAAAUAUUAGACAGAUGAAAGAGAGAUUAGAGGGGGUGAAGUUUAACAGUUCUCAUAUUUCGAAAGGAUUAUGAGAUACUGCUGUCUUGUCUUGAUUUUGUUGGCAAUUGGAUUGCUUAGAAUUUCAUCCCAAAGCUGAGAUCACUGCUUUCGUCGGAUGGUUGGACAAUACUGAAGUGAAGUACCACGGAAAAUAAGCAAAUCCCCCCACAUUCUCUAUAAAUUUGUUGCUCUGCUAACACCUUUCUACACUCAGAAAGCAAGUCUCUGCUUGAAUUCCAAGGAAGGCAAAUAUGGGUGAGAUUCAAAUUCCGAGGGUGAAACUGGGAAAUCAAGGACUAGAGGUCUCAAAGCUGGGAUUUGGUUGUAUGGGACUUACUGGAGAGUACAACCAUCCUGUUUCAGAAGAUGUUGGCAUUUCAAUCAUCAAGUAUGCAUUCAGUAAAGGAAUCACAUUCUUUGAUACAUCAGAUGUUUAUGGAGCCAAUGCUAAUGAAAUCUUAGUUGGAAAGGCAUUGAAGGAGUUGCCUCGAGAAAAGAUCCAGUUAGCCACUAAAUUUGGUGUUGCUCCUGGUGACUAUACUGCUGGUAUAAUAGUGAAAGGUACUCCUGAGUAUGUUCGCUCCUCUUGUGUGGCUAGCUUGAAACGUAUUGAUGUGGAAUAUAUUGAUCUCUACUAUCAACACCGGGUUGACAGAUCAGUACCCAUAGAGGAAACUAUGGGGGAGCUUAAGAAGUUGGUUGAAGAGGGAAAAAUUAAGUACAUUGGAUUAUCUGAAGCUAGCCCAGACACAAUAAGGAGGGCUCAUGCUGUUCAUCCCAUUACUGCUUUACAAAUGGAGUGGUCCCUUUGGACCCGUGAAAUUGAGGAAGAAAUUGUUCCACUUUGCAGGGAACUUGGGAUUGGGAUAGUUCCAUACAGUCCUCUUGGACGUGGGUUUUUUGGUGGCAAGGCUGUUAGUGAAAAUGUGCCUGCAAACAGUUUGCUGAGAUCAAAUCCUAGGUUUCAAGGUGAGAACUUUGAAAAGAACAAGAUCAUAUACACUAAAAUGGAGAUGUUGGCUGAAAAGCACGGAUGCACCGCUGCACAGCUUGCGCUAGCUUGGGUUCUUCGUCAAGGGGAUGAUGUUGCUCCUAUCCCUGGAACAACUAAGAUUAAAAAUCUUGAUGAUAACAUCAGUUCCUUGAGAUUGAAGCUUACAAAAGAAGAUUUAGAAGAGAUUUGUGAUGUGGUACCUCAGAAUGAAGUGGCAGGGGCUAGAGCAAUUGAAACACUGCUUAGCUUCUCAUGGCGGUUUGCAGAUACACCACCUCCAAGAGUAUGAAGACAUUG